AUGCGGCCUCCUACGUAUAUCAGCCUUUCUUUGACCUUCCUCUCCUGCGCCUCGAUCACGAUUGCGCAAUGCACCCUCAAUAUACCUCAAAAUCCCCUUACUGCACAGGGUCUCGCCACUCCAUAUGAAUUAACCGGGUGCAACCAACUGGAUUUUGCCAACCAGGGUGUGUUUGUUGAAGCCGCGAUCAUCGAUCCUGCGACCGGCCAAAUUCAGAUAUAUAAUCCCCUGGUCAUCAAUGCUGGGAUGACAGCCGUCGGGACCACCAGGGCUGGCUUUUUCAUUCCCCCGAUUGUUCCAACUUUCCCCGCCAACGCAGUUGUUGCUUUGUGGUUUGGGUCUAACGCCCAAACUGUCACGCUCACGGGGGACACUGCAACCUGUGUCAAUGGCUUGGGCACUUCAGUGUUUGGGCAGUUUGCGUACUGCAAUGCGCCAGCAUGGUUCAGUGCCGCCAAUACAGCAGUUCAGAACGGUAUGACGAAAGUCCUCGCCCCAGGUACAGGGUCUGGACAAGCCUGUCCUACCAUUCGCGACUUCCGCAUUGUCGAUCAGGAUCAAUCAGACAAUGUCGUCACCACGUACCUCAUGAUCGGCACCGACACUCUUGCUCAAAAUACUCCAGCUAACUCCAAGGCGAACCCCAAUGCGGAGGUACUGUCGAAUGCAUCCGACAAUGCUCUCAUCAGUGAAUUCAUACAGCCUUCUCUCGGGUGUACUGCUUAUUCGAACCCUUGCACAACUUGCCCGAGUGGACAGAGUCCCGCCCUUGCCACUAAUGAACUUCAAGCUUCCUAUUUCCCACCUGUUGGUGGUCCAGCAAUGGUGCCUCUGAAUGACCCUAUGGUCCUUAUCGAUGGACAGCAGUCUCUCCAGAAAGUAAAUCUAUAUCGAGCAGGUGUCAAUCAAGCCCAAGCCGAUAACGCGAAUGCAUCAGGCACAACAUAUUGCCAACAAUUUGCGCAGUCAGGUCUUUUCAUCUCCUUGAAUCAACAAUUGUUCACUGGCAAGACGUCGCCCGCUGCUGACCAGGCGACAAAUCUAUUCACUUUCCUAGCCAUGAGGUUCUCCAUGUCCUUUGGUCCAGUACCUGGUCUUGCGUGCACGCAGCUUUUAAAUGUUGUUAACCCGGUAACCCUUACGACUGAUGGAAAUGGCGUUGUGACGGCUGCAACAAUCAAUACACAAGCGCUGCAGCAGAUUUUGGGAGGAGUGGUAAGUGGAUCCUCUGGAAUUAAACUGGUGGGUAAAUAA
Suillus clintonianus is the source of this 1254-nucleotide messenger RNA. RefSeq lists its product as uncharacterized. Bases 1 to 1254 code for a protein of 417 amino acids. NCBI's taxonomy places the organism in Eukaryota, Fungi, Basidiomycota, Agaricomycetes, Boletales, Suillaceae. The transcript has 9 exons. The record is from RefSeq and is a predicted model, not a curated record.